Patella vulgata (common limpet) is the source of this 1656-nucleotide messenger RNA. Its product is annotated as 1-deoxyxylulose-5-phosphate synthase YajO-like. The coding region runs from base 152 to 1264 and encodes 370 amino acids. The transcript is spliced from 8 exons. NCBI's taxonomy places the organism in Eukaryota, Metazoa, Mollusca, Gastropoda, Patellidae. The record is from RefSeq and is a predicted model, not a curated record.
GAUAAGCUAUCUAUCUAUACAAAUAGUGACUUUGCUUUCUCUGACAUACCUUAGUCGCUGACAUAUUUAAGUUACGCUACUAGCCAUUUGGACUUAUAUCAUUUACCUGGCGGUUGUGUUGGACAGUUGAGUAAUAUACACCAGCAUCAAAAUGGCCGAGUUAAAAGUGGAUUAUAAUUAUUUAGGUAGAACGGGUCUUCAGGUUUCGAACCUGUGCCUGGGUACCAUGACAUUUGGACAAGCCACUGUUGGACUACCUGGUCAGUGUGAUGAAGAAUUAUCACAUAAGAUAUUAAAUCGAUAUGUGGAAUGGGGAGGUAAUUUUAUAGAUACUGCUGAUGCCUACUCUGGAGGAUUAUCAGAAUCCAUUAUUGGUACUUGGCUUAAACAACAACAAAGGGAUAGAUAUAUUCUGGCCACAAAGGUAUUUUUCUGGAAACAAAGAGAUAAUGUCAAUCGUCAAGGGUUAACAAGACGACAUAUUGUACAAAGUAUUGAGGAAAGUCUAGAAAGAUUACAAACAGAUUAUGUUGAUCUCUAUCAAAUGCAUUGUUGGGAUAAUGCCACGCCCCUCCGGGAAACACUGUUGACGUUUAACGACCUGAUACGUUGUGGUAAAAUACGUCAUGCUGGUUGUAGUAACGUUACGGGAUGGCAGUUACAACAAAUAGUUGAUUUAAACAGAGAACUUGACCUUAAUCCAUUUGUUAGUCUUCAGCAACAAUACAGUCUGGCUACCAGAUAUGAUGAGUUCGAAUCUUUUAGUGUCUGUAAAUUAAAUGGUAUUGCCGUCCUACCAUGGAGUCCUUUAAAAGGCGGAGUACUAUCUGGUAAAUACAAGCGUGGACAAAGACCUGAGUCGGGAUCUGGAAGAAUUGGUUGGGCAGCACAAGAUGCCAAAAGAGGAAACCAAGCUUGUCCAGGCUGGGAUAAACUAGAAGGAAGUGAAAGAAUAUGGAACACAAUUGGCAAGCUGGAGGAUAUCAGUAAAGCUAAAGGUAAAUCAGUUGCCCAGGUGGCAAUACGAUGGUUAUUACAAAGGGAUGUUGUAUCAUCUGUUUUAAUUGGUGCUAGAAAUCUUGAUCAGUUAAACAGCAAUAUGGGUGCCAGUUCCGGUUGGAAGUUAACCAAGGAGGAGAUGCAACAAUUGAACGAAGUUUCUAUGCCGGAAAUACCAUAUCCUUAUGAACAAAUAUGGCGACUGAAUGAAGUCAAAAAGAACCGAUUUGUACCGAGUUAUUUGGUGGGCGAUAUCGUGGAUUAGAAUACGAUAUUUUUAAACAACUCUGUUUUGUAUUGUAAUAAUUCACAGAAUCAAAAUUCAUAUCGAAUGGUUUUAAAUGUUUUGAAAAUAUUUUCUAGUAAAUUAGAAUGAUAAACCUGUCCUGUCAAGACGCGGGUGCCUAAAAUGGUUGCUACUUCUUUGAAGUACGUUUUGGUCCGUAUGGUAGCUACGGUAUCCUCUUACGUCAUAAAUAUUAUAGCAUUUAGAGGGCCAUAGCAUAGAACAGAUUAUGGUCCUCCAAUAUAUAUACAAUUCAAAAUAAAAACGACACUAAUAAACUGUUAUAGUUGUUCUAGAUUUUUCGGAUGCAAGAUACUGGAUAAGUUCAUUCAACUGCCGAUUACGUUCCAUAGAGUUUGUCCUGUAAAUUG